UCUCUCUAUCCACUUUCGUACACAUAAACACAUUGCAAGUUAUAAGUUAAAAAUUUUUGCAGCAAUAAGUCAUAGUCUGUAUUGUUCAUUCUCUCGGUUUAGUAAUUUUCCUUUUUUAGUUUUUAUGAAGUGAGGUUCAAUUUAUCAUAAACGAAAACACACUCUGUUUCUCCAUGGAGCUUCUGUAAAUUACACCAAACAAGAUAUCCUAUUGUUAUGAAGAAGAAUGCAGUGGUAUGCCCGUCAGGUGGCCAAUAAUCCAUGCUCCAUUAUACUUUUAGUUUUAGCUGCUGCUCUCAGUUGUGCCAUUGUGUGCAUUAAGUUAAAUGACUUACCAGAUUUCAAGGAUCCUCUUGUGGGCUUUGAACCUCGUGGUACCGUCUUGUCUGAACGCUCGACCGCCUGGCACAACCUUUUAAAGAGCACUAGUUGGAAUGGUCCCCUCACCUUUUAUCCAGGUAGCAUUGUGACAGAUAUCACUAAUGACACUCUUGAGGUGACACAGCAUCACAAGGAAGAUAAGAGCAAUGACACGGAGAAAGGGGACGAGACAGUGGGACCCUGGCUGGAACUGGAGACAGAAGAGAGGAGUUAUGGGAGUCUCCAUGAUGAAGCAGAGGACGAUGAAGGGCGAAUAGUAUUUGAGAGACCCAUGCAGGGUCUCAGGCCUGAUAAAAUACUUAUAGUAGAAAGAAAGAAUUUCUUCUGCAAUAAUCCUAUUCGAGAAUAUGCUCACGUUGUCAUACAGUCCACAUCUGGUAGCAAUAUGUUUACAGUUAAAGGCCUCAAAGCAAUCUGUGACAUUGAUGAAAACAAACUUCGCAAGUCAGAAUUUUUCCCUGACCUUUGUGAACAAACCAACUGGGGAGCAUGCUGCAGAAGUUGGUCCAUUUCUAAUUAUGUGGCACUUUUACGAAACCUUUCUUCAUGUCAUGACAUCAAACAAGCUGAUGUUGAUGCAGUCACUCAACUUCUCGUAUCAUGUGCUCCAUAUUACCAUGGCAUGAAAUUAAGCCAUGAUUGCGCCAUGGAUCCUGCCUUGUGCCGUGGUGUACCACGACCUUGCAUUGAAUAUGAUGCGGUUUACAAUAUUCUGCAUUAUCUGACUGAUAUUCACUUCCUUGACCCCAAUUCACCUCUUGUUCCUAACCUGACAUACACAACUGUGUUUCUACCUACUGCUCAAAGCACUGCAGCCUUGGAAUACUACAAAGACUUGGACAGCAUGCAAUUGUACAAUGAGGAAGUUGAAAUCUCUGGAAUGGAGAUGGGCCUCAAAUACAAGUUGUUUGUGGAUUGCCUUCUGCAUGAUACAGUCUAUGUUGCUAUGGCUGGGGUGCUGAUUUUUUUGUUUCUGUGGAUGUAUUCAUCAUCUUUCUUUGUCACUUUCAUGACCAUCUGUGGAGUUGUCUUCUCUGUGGGGACAGCAUACUUCAUGUACACAGUCAUCUAUCAGAUUACAUUUUUCCCAUUCAUCAAUCUUCUCACUAUCGUGAUUAUCAUUGGUAUCGGUGCCGACGAUGCUUGCAUCUAUUGCAAAAUCUGGACCUGCGCUAAGGCAGAGAAGAACAAUGGCACCCUUAUCAAGUUGGUGCGCGACACCCUUCAUCACGCCUGCCUCUCGAUGUUCAUCACCAGUGUCACCACAGCUGUCGCCUUCUUCGGCAGCAUCAUCAGCAAUAUCACCGCAGUUCGAUGCUUCAGCAUAUUUGCUGGGACUGCUGUUCUUGCCAAUUUCAUCUUCACCGUUUCGUGGCUUCCGGCAUCGGUCAUAAUGGCCGAGAAAUGGUGCUCGUCCACUUGCCUCUGCAUUCCUCCUGUAGGACUGUACUUGCCCCAGCUGCGACAUUUCCAGUGGUGCUCAACCGUGUGCAAUGCCCUCUGGAAAUUGCAUUACAGCUUCACCGAGUACUCUCGAGUUUUCUUUGAGAAAAUCCUCCCCUGCAUCAUUGUGAGGUCCCGUUACUUCUGGUUGGUUUUUUUCACCGCCAUUGCGGCGGGUGGGGCUGUGGCCGUUUUCUAUUACCCCAAACUUCAGUUGCCCGAUUCUAAAGAAUUCCAGAUAUUCAACUCACAUCAUCCAUUUGAACGGUAUGAUCUGUACUUAAAGAAGCAAUUCUGGUUCGAGAAAGCCAAAGAGCAGGACCUGUAUCACAAAUUGCCGAUACGGAUCGUGUGGGGCGUGUUGCCCAAAGAUAAUGGCAAUUACCUAGAUCCUUAUGACAGGGGCCGUACUGAGUUCGACACUGACUUCAACAUUGCUCUUCCGGAAUCCCAAGAAUGGCUGUACAACUUUUGCAUUCAACUCCGAAACCAGAGUUUUUAUCAGCCUACUCACGGUCCGCUGAUGUUUAACUGCUUCAUCGAGACCUUUAAAGAGUGGAUGGAAAGACGAUGUGUUGAUGGAAUAUCCGAUAUGGAUCGGACGCCAUGCUGUGAGAGCUCCAAGUUCCCCUUUACCGAAAAGGUAUUCAACCACUGCAUCAAAGAAGCCGUUGCUAUUCUGCAUCGCACCCCAGGUUAUUUCGUGGUACCUUCAGCAGAAGGUGUGCGCUUUUCAAAAAUUACAGGGAAAGUUCAAGUAAUUGUCGUUCGAUAUGACAGCACUUACUCGUAUUCGAUGUCUUACGCGGAUAUGAACAAAUUCAAAACUUCUGUCGAUAGUUGGGUGUCAGGAAUGAUGUCUCAUGCUCCGAAAGGGUUAAAAAAUGGGUGGUUUAUUAGUGAUCUGGAAUUUUUCGAUCUGCAGGAUAGUCUGUCUAAAGGUUCUUUAGUGGCGAUUGGUGUUGCAAUCGCGGUGUCUUUUGGGGCUCUUCUCUUCACCACAUUGAACUUGCUGAUCAGCAUCUACGCUAUUUUAACCAUCUCUUGCAUCAUUGUCGUUACCGUUGGGUCUCUGGUCCUUCUAGGCUGGAAGCUCAACGUCUUAGAAAGCACCACGGUGUCUAUCGCCAUUGGUCUUGCUGUAGACUUGACCCUCCAUUAUGGUGUUGCUUAUAGACUCUCUGCUCAAGAAGAUAGGGAAUCAUCUGUCAUUUUUGCUCUCAGUCACGUUGGAAGUCCUGUGGCUAUGGCUGCCUUCACCACAUUCAUGGCUGGCGCUCUGAUCUUUCCAUCCAUCGUUCUAGCAUAUUUACAGAUUGGGACCUUCCUUGUCAUCUUGAUGUCCGUUAGUUGGUUGUACUCCACUUUUUUCUUCAUGUCUCUUCUCAGCUGGAUUGGCCCUGAGAACGGCCAACUGCAGCUGAAUUAUCCAUCCUUCGAUUGUUGUGAGACUCCCCCCGUUCCUGUUGAGAAGAACGCGUACGCAUUGUCGGAAUCAACGCUAUCAUCGAGUAGUGCGAGUUAUCCGAACCAGCUUCCCACCAGCGAAAGCCACGAGCUGGAGCCUUUAACUGCCUUGAAGGACUCGAGGCAUAUCGAGGUUCCAAAGUUCAAAAAGAAAUAUGGCCAUCGCUCCAUAAGACCACGCUCGGGUAGUCUUUCAUCUGCGACCACACCCAAACCAAGGGACUCAACAAUGAUUCCUUCUAAAAUUAGUAGAACUCCAAGAAAAAUCAGCCUUCCGACUGUGAAUGUGACUUUUCAUGGAGAGGAAUCAUUGGGAGCUACUAGUUCGUCCACCAUUGUGUGCGCAGAGGAGGACAAAGAACCCGUCAUCAAACCAUUGUCUAAGGAAGACAUUCCCGAUGCGUGGAUCAGAAAGGAGAUUACUGUAUGAGUUGAAGGGGAAAUAUCUUUAAGAUCAAAAUAUUUAUUUCUUUUUGUGCACAAAGUUUUUAAUUUUUUUUAUUAGACAUUUAGAAUGGUUUAAUUUUGGAGAAUAGUAUGGUAAAAUCUCACUGAAGCGACCACUCAUCCGUUUCGCCAAUAAAUAAUUGCUCAAACGAGUUAACAGUUCAAUUCGAAAUGGAUGAAUUUAUAACCCUACAUUCAAAUUCCAUUAUUUUAUUUCAUUGUUGAAACCUAAUUUUUCUAAUAUAUAAAGGAACUAAAUUUUUAUUUGUUUAAAAAAAAUCAUUAUUCCUAAUUAUUAUUUUUUGUGUUGAUUUUUUAAGGAAAUUACUAUUUGAAGAUGGUCGUACAGAGAUUUUUUACUAAAAUUUUUUAAUGUAGUCCUAUUUCUUUACUAAUGAACAAUUUUUCCUUUUAGUACUUAUUCUAAUACAGGUAUUUCUUCAUCUACAGAUUGUACAUCUGUUGUAGAUUCUACAUGAUUCUAAAUUAUAAUCAGUCAAAAGUCUUAAAUUUGAAACCAAGAAGGAAAAUCUAGAAAAUUUGUAUGUGGAUUCAAUCAAAUAAAAAUACCUUAAUUCAAUAUUUUUAAUUUUUUUAAAUAUGUUUUUAAUUUUGGGGGCUUUUUCCCAUAUAUAACAUUGUAUAUAUAAUUUGAUAUUUGCAAUUAUAUAACCAUAAAUGAAGGAAUACCUGUACUGUUUAGUUUUGCUGAAAAUUUGUGUUCAUUUUUAUGUAUUAAAAUAUAUAAAGCAGCCCUAGUGUUGCUUAUUAGCUUUUAUUUUCUCUUUUAUGUUGAAUAGCUCAGCAUAAUGAAAUGGUGUAUUAUUCUCAUCUUGUAUUAAUGUCAUGCCAUCUUCAUGUUUUAGCCAGAAUGUUUUUUCUGAUAUAUGUGUGUACAGAUUUUGUAUAUUUCUCAGGUUUCAGGAGAAGGAAUUUUUCUGAAACUUAGUGCUAAAUUGUGAUAUUUAAUAGUUCAGAAGUAUAAAUUUUGUCUUUGAAGAAUUUAAAUGAUUAUUUUUAAAUAUUUCUAUAUUGAUUUUUGUAUAUGAAAUCGAUGCCUAUAGGUUAUUUGUAUUUAUGUAGGUAUCUGUGUGCGCCAGCAGAAUCAAGAUUGUUCUACUUUUUUAAUUAGUUCAUCCAUUAUUUAAAAUUACGCCAGUGCCAAUGAGAGUUCUAACCAACAAUUAUUAUAGAACGUGGUUGAUUCGAACUUUUUAAUUCUGAUUCAUUGAUAAUUCGAAUUGUUCUCUGAUCCAUCGAAUUUCCUAGUAAUAUAAUAAUAAAAUAUCACUUUAAUUAACCAAAAUAAAUUCGAAUUUUUUAGUCAAAAAUAAAAUUAUAGCACACUGCUUUUAUUUCUGAAUUAUUUCCAUUAAUUAAAUAAGUUUUCACAUAUUCUCAGAUUUAGUGUACAAAUC
Messenger RNA from Argiope bruennichi, 5156 nucleotides. RefSeq names its product protein dispatched homolog 1-like (gene disp). The coding region runs from base 227 to 3721 and encodes 1164 amino acids. Gene Ontology annotation, cellular component: membrane. The record is from RefSeq and is a predicted model, not a curated record. Lineage: Eukaryota; Metazoa; Arthropoda; Arachnida; Araneae; Araneidae. The transcript is spliced from 7 exons.